AUGCCUCGUCUCCUCCCUGAACCUUUGCAAGCGCUUCCGGAAUUUUCUUCCCUCUGCAUCUCAGGCCCCUACCCAGCAUCAUCCCCUAUUCACUUGUGUAUAUCUCAGGCCCGCCAUGGUGGUCGUGUGCUCCUAGUAACGAAGUCUAAGGAAUCCUUUCUUCGACAACUGGGCGCGUUCAAUGAUGCUUGGCUGAACGCGAAUAUCGGAUUAGGUCGAUAUGUCGAGAAAGUUUCAAACAUUGACAUCAUGUAA
Molecule: messenger RNA, 255 nt
Organism: Cantharellus anzutake
Lineage: Eukaryota; Fungi; Basidiomycota; Agaricomycetes; Cantharellales; Hydnaceae
Exons: 1
Coding region: 1-255 (84 amino acids)
Source: RefSeq, a predicted model, not a curated record